Lepus europaeus (European hare) is the source of this 630-nucleotide messenger RNA. RefSeq names its product TNF receptor superfamily member 13C (gene TNFRSF13C). The transcript has 3 exons. The record is from RefSeq and is a predicted model, not a curated record. Gene Ontology annotation, biological process: positive regulation of T cell proliferation; tumor necrosis factor-mediated signaling pathway; positive regulation of B cell proliferation. Gene Ontology annotation, cellular component: external side of plasma membrane. The coding region runs from base 1 to 552 and encodes 183 amino acids. Gene Ontology annotation, molecular function: signaling receptor activity. NCBI's taxonomy places the organism in Eukaryota, Metazoa, Chordata, Mammalia, Lagomorpha, Leporidae.
AUGAGGCGAGGGGGACGCAGCCGGCGGGGCAGGGACGGGCCAGCCCCGACGUCCUGCGUCCAGGCCCAGUGCUUUGACCCGCUGACCCGCCACUGCGUGGCCUGCUACCUCCUCCACAUGCAGGAGUCCCGGCCGGCGGGGGCCAGCAGCUUGGCGCCGGGGACAGCGCUGCAGCCACAGGAGUCAGUGGGCGCGGGGAUCCCCGAUGGGGCACUACCGCUGCCUGGGCUGCUCUUCGGCGCCCCUGUGCUGCUGGGCCUGGCACUGGCGCUGGCGCUGGUUCUGCUGGCCCUGGUGAGCUGGAAGCGGCGGCGGCGGCGGCCAGGGGUGCCCUCCCCUGAGGCCCGGGAUGGAGACAAGGGAGCUCCAGAGUCCCUGGAUGAUGUCAUUGUCCUCUCCCUGGGGUGCCCGGAUGCCACAGCUCCCAACUCACCCCCACCGGGAGAAGAAGCAGUCAGCGCCCCACCCAGCCACAGCAUCCCUGUGCCGGCCACAGAGCUGGGCUCCACCGAGCUGGUGACCACCAAGACGGCCGGCCCUGAGCAACAGUAGCACCGGGGGGGCCAGAGGUGGCCCCUGCCCUCCCUGUGGGCCAGUGCCAGGCUCCCCUGGAAGUGGAAUUCAGCUCUU